UAUGAAGCAGACGCAACACAAAAAUAAUUACAAUAAUAAUAACAAUAUUAAUAAUAUUAAUUUAAACACAAAUACAAAUAUAAAUACUAAUGAGCCGCAGACAGCAAAUACUAAUAAAAAGAAAUAUAACAAUUAUAACGCAACAGCAACAGCUACUAAUAAACAACAACUACAACUACAACAACAACAACAGCAACAACAGCUACCACUACAGCAGCAAAGCAACAGCGAAACGGCGACAACAGCAGCCGCCUCAACAACAACAACAACAACAACAGCAGCUGCAGCUAAAGGCAAAUUAAAAAACAAACACAUUUACUUUGUGCGUCGUCGCUUUCGGCGCAACAAUUCAAACGCCUCCCAAAUCAAUAUCAGCAGCAGCAACAACAACAACAACAACAACAGCAGCAGCAACAACAUCAACAAUAAGAUUAAGCAUAAAACAAAUUUCAGCAGCAGCACAGCAAAAUCAACAACAACAGCACCAGCAGCAUCAGCAGCAAAAACAAGAACAAAAACAAAGAUGGGCGGCGGCAAAGAUAUUCGCCGCGGCCUGGAGCCAUUGGAGUUUGAGGAAUGCAUUGUCGAUAGUCCCGAAUUUCGUGAUAAUUUAAAUCGUCACGAGAAGGAAUUGGAUCACACUAGUCAGCAGAUCAAGCGCAUUAUCAAGGAGGUUAAAGAUCUAAUGAGUGCCGCUAAAGUACUUUCCACACGUAUGAAACAGUUGGCCAUUCUGCUAAACGAUUUCAACUUCGAGUGCAUUGGCACCGCACAGACCGACGACGAGAACGUCAUCUGUGAGAGCUUAAAGCGCUUCGGUGCGAUCAUUGGCACCAUCGAGGAUGAACGCGAGAAGAUGUUAACUCUGGCGGACAAGCAUAUCAUUGAAUCGCUGGAGGACUUUCGCAAGAAACAAAUCGGCGGUGUCAAGGAGAACAAAAAGAAAUUUGACAAGAAGACUGAGAAGUUCUGUCAGUCGCAGGAGCGCUUCCUAAAUAUGUCAACCAAAAAGCCAGAGAACACGAUACAAGAGGCCGAUGCCAGUUUGGGCAUGCAUGAGCGCGAAUACAUACAGGAGUCGCUCAGCUAUGUGCUGCGCAUCCAGGAAGUGCAGGAACGCAUCAAAUUUGAAUUCGUCGAAAUACUGCUGGCCUUCAUAUCCGGCUGGCUAGUAUUCUAUCACACCGCCCACGAGCAAGCCGAAGACCAUCGCGACUAUCUGCAGGAUCUGAGGCACAAAGUCCAAAAGACUCGCGAAAAUUUUGAGGAAGCUAGCGAAAAGGUCACCGAACUAAAGACCAAGUACAUGGAAAAGCGUACGGUAAGCGAUAGAAUACAUUGGCAGAAUGUUAGUAAAGCUUCAAUUUGCCAUUUUCAUUUACAGAAGUCCGAUGAGAUUUUCACCAAACGCGGUUAUUUGUUUUUGAUGGAAAAGAAGCCUUUUAAAGCAACAUGGACGAAAUACUAUUGCACAUUCAAGAAGCAAAAGCGCGAAUUCACAAUGCUGCAGUUCAAUCAGAUGAAUCACAGCUUUACGCGACCCGAGGCGCGUGAGGACGAGAAGCUGACACUGUUCUCGUGCCAGCGUCGGGCCUCCGAGUUCGAGAAGAGGUUCUGCUUCGAUCUAACAUUCAAGGAGAAGCCGGGCAUUGUUUACACAUUUCAGGCGCUAAGCGAGAAGGACCAUCGCUCCUGGCUGAGCGCCAUGGAUGGCACGGAGCCGACAUAUCUGGUGCCCGGCAAAAUGAAGGCCAAUGAGGCCUAUCAAUUGGAUGAGACUGGCUUUAUGUUUGUGCGUCGGUGUAUCCAAGUUCUAGAGGGACGCGGUCUCGAGGACGAGGGCAUUUAUAGAAAAAGCGGCGUCGGCACGAAAAUCAACAAACUGCUCUCCCUCGGCAUGGAGCGCAAGGAAACGGAUGAUGUAUUCACCGAUGACAAAUAUCGCGAUCUCAUGGAGAGCAACACCAUUGCCAGCGCCCUGAAAAUGUAUCUGCGCAAUCUGAACGAGCCCCUCAUGACCUAUCACUAUCACAGCGGCUUCAUCGAGGCAGCCAAGAAAGAGAGCCUCAAUCAGCGCGUCAACGAGGUGCACAAAUUGGUCUACAAACUGCCGCAGCCAAACUUUGAAAUGCUGGACAUGGUCAUCAGGCAUUUGACUGAAGUCUCGCGCAAGUACGAGAAGAACAAAAUGUCUGUGUUCAAUUUGGGCGUGGUCUUUGGGCCGACUUUGCUGCGUCCGCUGGAGGAGACGGUCGCCGCCAUACUGGACAUCAAGUUCAACAACAUUGUUAUCAACAUACUCAUCGAGAACUAUGAGCGCAUCUUCAAGAAUGAUCCAAGCAGCGGGGUUGCGACCGCAGUGAAUGCUGCUGUUACCGCUGCCAACCUGCAUCCCAGCAGCACCAGUCCGCCGACGAGAAUGCCGCGUGCCUCGCAGGUGGGCAAGGCCGCCUCCACGGGCGGUGGCGGCGGAGGCAGCGUCGGCGGCGGCGGCAGUGUAGGACGCAGCUCGAUGUAUUCGCCGCAACAGAAGGUGUACCGUGUGGUGGCCAAAUCCAAUUAUCCGGAGCCCACCAUGUCCUCCAGCUUGCAGAAUAUUCCAAAUGGCAUGAUCUAUGCGCAUGGGCCGGCCAGCGCAAGCAGCAGUACUCCGCCAGGCGGCGUUACCAACAGCAGCACCAAUGGCGGAGGCACUGGAUCCACGUUGACGGUGUCAGCGCAUGCCACAAACGGUGCACGGCCUGCCCAGAUGGGCAGCAUGAAAAACCUGCACGCCAUGACCCAAAGCGACAUCAGUGGACGUCGCGGCGGCGGCGGCGCUGGCACGGAUGCGGCAGCUGCCGUUUAUGGCAUACUGGGCGCCGGCGCCAAUACCAAUGGUGGGGCGGGGCUGCAGGCGCAUCAUGCGACGCCGGCAACAGCCAGCAGCAAUCUGCGGCAUGCCGAUUAUUUAAUGGCCACGGCCACGCCAGUGGCACAGUCUGCAUCCAGCAGCCAUAUUUAUACGAACGCCAGCAGCAAUCGUCUCAGCCUAAACAAUGUCUCCCCGCCCACGGCCGCCAUGCGCAAGGAGCGCCAGCUGCAGACCUCAGGCAGCAGCAGCGCCGUCGUCGGAAGCGGCCCCCAGCAGCAUCCGCCCGUUCAGCGCAGCCACUUUGGCUAUGGCCAGGCGAAGCACUAUUCGCCCGUGGCAGCCGCCUCCACAUCCAGCUCCAAUGAGAGCGUCUGCGAUUCACUUUCCUCCAACAAUGGACUGGUUGGUGGUGGAGGUGCGGGCGGAGUCGGUGGCGGUGGCGGAGGAGGGGGAGGCGGCACUGGAGGCGCUGCUCUAAUCUCUGGCGGCAGCAGUGCCAAUGUGACGCGUCUGUUAAACGCGCGCAGCUCCAUUGAUUAUCCGCCAAUCACAUCGCAGGCAUCGUCACUGUCCACGCUGCUUGGCUCCACCUGUGAUGACAUUGUGACGGCCACCGCGGCGCCAUCCAUGAUCGGUGGCAGCGGCCUGGGGAACCUUAGUGGCAGCGGCUCCACCAACGAGAGCGCCGACUAUGCGCCAACCAAAAUGCAUCGCAACCGUGACAUUAACCAAAUCAAGCGCGAUCUAUCCGCGGGCACGGCACGCGUUCGUACUUUAUAUGCCUGUAUGGGCGAGAGCGAGGGCGAGCUAUCCUUUGAGCCAAAUCAGAUUAUAACCAAUGUGCGCUUCUCACACGAACCGGGCUGGCUGCAAGGCACGCUGAAUGGCAAGACGGGUCUCAUACCCGAGAAUUACGUGGAGCAUCUGAAGCCAUACCACUAGAGUUGGGUUGACAUUCUGUUUGCCGCUCUUAACCCAAAACCCGACUCCUCCGUCUCCUCCACCCGUAACUGCGUUUAGCCUAGUAUUGUAAGUCCGCAUUAGCCUACAGCUCUGCAUAGUUGGGGCGCUAUCCAAAAUCACAACUGUAAAAUUGUAUAAAACUGAAACUGAGAGAGGAAACUGCAACGGCGGCGCAAAUAUAGCUGAUGCUUAAAUGGGUAUAGUUAUAUGUAUGUAUAUGCAUACAUAUAUCAAGUAUAUAUCCAUAUAUAUAUUAAUAUAUAUAUGUAUGCAGUCUGCUUAUUCUAUUGUUUAAUCUUAAUCGUAGCUUUAAGCCUUAUGUGAAGUGUUAAGUCUAAGCCAUAAAAGCCACCAGUUUACUUUAGUAAUUUACUGCAACCAACAACAACAACAACAACAACCACAACAACAUCAACAACAACAACAAACAA
Messenger RNA from Drosophila montana, 4248 nucleotides. RefSeq names its product GTPase regulator associated with FAK (gene Graf). Gene Ontology annotation, cellular component: cytoplasm. Lineage: Eukaryota; Metazoa; Arthropoda; Insecta; Diptera; Drosophilidae. Gene Ontology annotation, molecular function: GTPase activator activity; protein binding. Bases 2 to 3796 code for a protein of 1264 amino acids. The record is from RefSeq and is a predicted model, not a curated record. Gene Ontology annotation, biological process: signal transduction. The transcript is spliced from 11 exons.